AUGAAGACGAUCUCUAGCUCAGUUGCUACAGAAGAAGAUUCCAAAUUGAAUCCUUCAGGAGACGAAGAACACCCCCCCAUUACCCCUUCAUCUUGGACGGUAGCACAAAAUUUGGGGCUUUUACUUUUUAAGGGUUUCUAUAAAAUCUUAAACCUUCCUCACCUUCUCCUUGACUCCACCAUCGUAAAAACUGAAUCGGGGUUUUCAAAAUCGGCAAUCGCAUCUGGACAAUUUGAAAAUCUGAACUUAUACCAAAAAGGGCAAUAUGCAGGCUAGUGACAGGUUUAAUAUCAACUCUCAACUUGAGCAUCUUCAAGCUAAGUAUGUGGGAACAGGGCAUGCAGACAUGAACAGAUUUGAAUGGGCAGUUAAUAUCCAAAGAGACAGCUAUGCAUCAUAUGUUGGGCAUUAUCCAAUGCUUGCAUAUUUUGCAAUAGCAGAAAAUGAAUCAAUUGGAAGAGAACGUUACAAUUUUAUGCAGAAAAUGCUGUUGCCAUGUGGUCUUCCACCAGAGAGAGAAGAGGAAUAAGGCAAUGAAGUUCUUCAAGGGGAGAUUUACAGUUGUUUAUGAUUGCAUUAUGAAAAACUUGUGUAGUAUCAACCUGAUGUGAGGAUAAAAACUAUGUUGAGUUUUUGAUGUUUAUGUCACAUGUAAUAUGUUCUAUAUUAAUCUUUGUUUUUUUUUUAGUAUUUUAUGGAGUGGUUGUGUUAGUAAGUGUCACUUGGUGCUUCAUGAGGUACUGCUGUUAGACUGUAUUAGACGAUGCUAAUAAGAAAAAAGCUGUAAUCUUUUCUCUUAUCCGCUGAUAACAUGAUUAUCAUAUUUAUAA
Molecule: messenger RNA, 830 nt
Organism: Lactuca virosa
Lineage: Eukaryota; Viridiplantae; Streptophyta; Magnoliopsida; Asterales; Asteraceae
Source: the annotation of a GenBank genome assembly